Messenger RNA from Mercurialis annua (annual mercury), 471 nucleotides. RefSeq names its product secreted RxLR effector protein 161-like. The record is from RefSeq and is a predicted model, not a curated record. The coding region runs from base 1 to 471 and encodes 156 amino acids. The transcript has a single exon. NCBI's taxonomy places the organism in Eukaryota, Viridiplantae, Streptophyta, Magnoliopsida, Malpighiales, Euphorbiaceae.
AUGCUCAAAAAGUUUGGCAUGCAGACCUCCUCUAGUAGCAAAACACCAGUGAGUACCACAACUAAAUUGGACAAAGACGAAUCGGGUAAAUGCAUUGAUAUUACAAUGUAUCGAGGUAUGAUAGGAUCUCUCAUUUAUCUUACCGCUAGUAGACCCGACAUUAUGUUUAGUGUGUGCUUAUGUGCUCGUUUUCAAGCUUGUCCUAAGGAAUCCCACUUGCAUGCCGUUAAACGUAUUUUGAAAUACUUGCAUGGCACUUUACACCUAGGAAUCUAUUACCCUAGAAAUGUGGACCCUAGGUUACUUGGCUACUCCGAUGCCGACUAUGCGGGUUGUCUUAUUGAUCGUAAAAGUACCUCCGGGACUUGCCAAUUUCUAGGUCAAAGUUUGAACUCUUGGAGUAGUAAGAAACAAGUAUCCGUAGCUUUGUCAACCGCGGAGGCCGAAUAUGUAGCGGCCGGUUGUUGUUGA